This is a messenger RNA of Dendronephthya gigantea, 1353 nucleotides long. RefSeq names its product high affinity copper uptake protein 1-like. The transcript is spliced from 4 exons. Lineage: Eukaryota; Metazoa; Cnidaria; Anthozoa; Malacalcyonacea; Nephtheidae. The coding region runs from base 208 to 840 and encodes 210 amino acids. The record is from RefSeq and is a predicted model, not a curated record. Gene Ontology annotation, molecular function: copper ion transmembrane transporter activity. Gene Ontology annotation, cellular component: membrane. Gene Ontology annotation, biological process: copper ion transmembrane transport.
UCCACUCGAAAAUCAGCCUGUGUAAUGUACUCUAUCAUUAAGUGCCCGCACGAAAGAAAAGUUCUGUUAAGAAUCUCUCAGUAAUACUGUGUUUAACUGACGUGUUAGUUGUGAAAUUGUUUCUCGUAAACACGCAUCUUUUCGUUCACUGAAGAUAUAUCGGUAUUUUCGCUUCAUUUGUCACGGAUUUGAAGGCUAACGGCAAUCAUGAAUAUGAAUAUGAGUACGCUGAAUAGUACUGUAUUUUAUGGAACACAUUCAAUGACAGGUCAUGGAACAGACUCGAUGACUGGACAUGGACAUGGAACACGCUUGAUGGGAAAUGACCACUCUAGGACUAUGGGAGGGCACAAUAUUCCAGGAGAUCAUAGUACGAGAGGCCAUUCGGUGGGUUUUGAGUUCAGUUCAAAAGCAAUAAUUUUGUUUCAUGACUGGAGUAUUGAUAGCAUUGGAGGAAUGGUGUGGUCAUGUAUCGUGGUAUUCCUUAUGGCCAUGUUUUAUGAAGGUUUCAAAGUUUUCCGUGAAGUCUUGCGAAAAAAACACUGCACUUCCGAAGAUUACGACGUGCCUGGCAAUAAUACCAAUGGCCAACUCGUGGCUGGCAAGGGAUUUUGUCAUGCAUAUGUGCAUAAGGGCAGGUCCUGUUACUGCAACCGGCAUCAUUUCCUCCAAUCUUUUCUGCACAUCAUCCAAGUGGCGAUUAGUUAUUUCCUGAUGUUGAUAGCGAUGACUUACAAUGGAUGGCUUUUUAUUGCUGUGUGUCUUGGAGCUGGUUUUGGUUACUUUUUGUUCAGCUGGAAAUUCCCAAAGUCGUUUGAUGUCAAUGAACACUGCUAUUAAUUUUUCUUUGGCAGUGAGCUGUUUUUCAUCCAUCCCAAAGUCGCCAUCAGAAUCAAAUCUGUAACUUUUCCAUUUUUCGUAUUGAUCAUCAGUAGGCUUAUAAUUAAAGCAAAUAAACCAAAUCAAUAAACAUUUAAUUUUUAAUUUCGGUUAAAAUAUACACAAAAAACAGACACAAAAAUGCUACACUUAGUCUUAGGGCCCGUUUACACACUGCGAUUUUAUGUGUGAUCUUCUUUUGUUAGAUGUAAACACUUGAUGUAAACGUACUAAAUGAGUGAAUUGGUUACUGACUGAUGUUCAAAUAAGAGCUCUUAAGCAUUCGUAACUUAUUACUCAUUCACAUCUAUCAAUAGAAGACUGAAAAUAGCACAUAAAAUCGCAGCAAAAAGUGUAACGAGCCUCAGUUGUACCGUCUCUAACCAUAUGGUGAAUGUAAUUGGUGCAUAUAUAUGGUAUUAAGAAAUUAUUGUUUGUAAUUUGUAAUACUUUUAAUAUAUAUAUAUAUAUAGC